Molecule: messenger RNA, 2854 nt
Organism: Rattus norvegicus (Norway rat)
Lineage: Eukaryota; Metazoa; Chordata; Mammalia; Rodentia; Muridae
Source: RefSeq, a predicted model, not a curated record
GAAGUUCUGGAAGAGCAGUCAGUGCUCUUAAACACUAAGUCAUCUCUACAAAUCUAUGAUUAUUAUUUUAUACUGCUAAGUUAACCAGAAAGACUUAUAUAUUUGCAAAAUACCUUGUGCUUUUCAUUCUAGGAAGAUUCAGAUGCCCUAAAAGUAUUUCACGGUUGGUACUUACGUUCAGUUAAGUUUUAAUAAAGUUUGAUUUCUCAAAUGAUGUAUAAAUAAAAGUGUUCUCUAGACACAGGCAUUUCAUCCCACUGCAAGCAGAAAAAAAUCUGAGAAGUGGGAUAGUUAACAGCCCACUACCAGGAUGGUCUGCAUAUGGACCAUAUUUUGGAAUUUUGAAAUUUUGGGUUUAUAUGUCUAGUUUCAUAUAAAAUACAGCACAUGAUCUAAUGUCAACUGACUGGCAGUGAGGCCUAAGAUCAUCUGGAGAAUCACUGCAGAUGACUUCCUCUGUGUAAUUUAGAGAAUGAAAUAAUUAACAUGGAGAAGUCAUCUGCGAGGAAGCUAGUGUCUCUAGAGAUGCUGUGCUCAUCACUGUAAGAUGUAAACAGGUAUUGCUUUCCUGGGAAAAUCUGUCUCUGAAAACUGACUAUUCAUAGGUGUUGCCAAAACACAACAUCCCCUGGGUUGAAUCCCCAGGAUGUUCAUCUGAUCAUAAAUGGUAAAGUUCCUCUCGUGUGAUUGUAGUGGGCUUCUUGCAGAAGACCAGCAUAAUGCACACUUUACUUUCAUCUCUGGAGGAGUCUCAGGACCACUCAUGGGUACAUGCUGUACAUCCUGAUACACUCAGCACUAUAGAAGCCUGAGGAGUCUAUGUCAGCAUUCUUCCCUUCUCAAGUUUCGGAAUUAUUUUUAUGCAAACCAUUUAUAAGUCAAAUAUAAUAAGGACUAACAAUCUGUUCUCAAAAAAAUCUAUGAAUACCAACAGAAGAAUGAUACAUGGAAAUUACUCACUGGUGACAGAAUUUAUCCUGGAGGGCUUAACUAACCGACCAGAACUCCAAAUACCUUUAUUUUUUCUGUUUCUAGGAAUCUAUGUGGUUACUAUAGUAGCUAAUCUGGGCUUAAUUACGCUGAUUUCACUGAAUUCACAUCUUCACACACCCAUGUAUUAUUUCCUCUUUAACCUGUCAUUUGUAGAUAUUUGUUACUCUUCUGUCUUUACCCCCAAAAUGCUAAUUAAUUUUGUGGUAGAGAAGAACACCAUCUCCUAUACUGGCUGCCUGACUCAACUCUACUUCUUCUGUUUUUUUGUCAUUACGGAAUGCUAUAUACUGACUGCAAUGGCAUAUGACCGUUAUGUGGCUAUUUGCAAGCCACUGUUAUAUAAUGUUAUAUUAUCUCCCCGGAUAUGUGCUGUGUUUGUGUUUGGGGCAUAUGUGAUGGGUUGUUGGGGUUCCUUGGCCCAUACUCUUUGCAUGGCAAGACUGACCUUCUGUGAUGCAAACCUUGUCAAUCAUUAUCUGUGUGACAUUCUCCCUGUGCUCCAGCUUUCCUGCACCAGCACUUACAACAACGAAGUUGUGGUCUUUGUUCUAGUUGGCAUGAACAUUGUUGUGUCAACCAGUACCACGUUUGUCUCCUAUGGUUUUAUCAUUGCCAAUAUCUUACGUAUCAGCUCCACACAGGGUAGAGCUAAAGCUUUCAACACUUGUAGUUCCCAUAUAAUGACUGUUUCACUCUUCUUUGGAGCAGCAGCAUUUAUGUACAUGCAACCUUCUGAUGUAGAGUCUAUGGACAAGGGGAAAGUAGCCUCAGUAUUUUACACAAAUGUUGGUCCCAUGCUGAACCCCUUGAUCUACAGCUUAAGGAAUAAAGAUGUCAAACUUGCUCUAAAGAAAACUCUGAAAAGAAAUCUAUUUUCCUGAGCAGAAAUAGGGAAAUAUUAGAAGUAAAUUAUUCUCUUGAUUAUUUUGAGAUAUUUAUCUUAAUUAGAUAAGUAUGACUACAUAAAUAAAAUAUUGGUCAUCUCCAGUAAUUUAGAACCAUAUUUGCUUUACUCAUAGCUUUUCUUCAUUGUCAUUGUUCUUUUUCUUGUGUCUUUCCGUAGAUAAUUAUAUACUUGAGACAUUAAGAAACAUGGCAAAAGUAUUAUGCUUUAACUUUUCCUAUAUGGAAAUAUGGUUAUCGCAUAGACAAAUACUGUUGAUUAGAUAAGCAACUAACCACAUAACAUCACCCACCCCCAUUUACACUGUGAGACAGGAGGUUGAUUACGCUUGUGGAUCCUGAUAUGCUGUGUGGUUUUGGUGUCCCAUUGGAAUUCAAUGACACAGUCAGAGUCAGGAUUUUUUUUUGUUUGUUUUGUUUUUUUUUUUUAACAAAAACAAACCUAGUGAACAAAAUUGGUAAGAAUUUUUUAAAAUGUAUUUCAGCUAUUCUUUCAUACAGCUACACAAUCUGUCUUAGUUUCUCCUGUCUUAGGAAAUUGUUAAGGACAAACAUAAAGCUAAUAUAAACAUAUACUGAAAGUAAAUACCACAGGGAAUUUGGUCUUUCAGCAUUUGGUCUCAAAAAGUCUCUGAUGCAUGAAGAUAAAUUUUCUUUACUUUUUUUAGUACUUUUUGUUAAAACUAUUAUUUGAUAUAGUUGUUGAAUAAAAGGCAUUUCUGCUUCCUCUAAUAUAUGAGUUUCUUUGUUCUGAAUAUGGUAACAUAAAAAUAAACUGCUUAGUUCUUAUUUCCUGUGUUGCCUUUGUAAAAGACAUCAUGACAAAUAUUGAAAACUUACUUACUAUAAAAUUUCAGAAAUAUUUAUGUGUUUAUAAAAUUGCUGUUAUGUCUAUUCUUGUAUAUGGUCUUAAUGAAUGAAUUACUUUAAUUAAAUUUUUUCAUAAAGUAUAAAUCAA